Cordyceps militaris CM01 is the source of this 2667-nucleotide messenger RNA. RefSeq names its product secretion pathway protein Sls2/Rcy1. Gene Ontology annotation, cellular component: exocyst; cytoplasm. Gene Ontology annotation, molecular function: protein binding. NCBI's taxonomy places the organism in Eukaryota, Fungi, Ascomycota, Sordariomycetes, Hypocreales, Cordycipitaceae. Bases 1 to 2667 code for a protein of 888 amino acids. The record is from RefSeq and is a predicted model, not a curated record. Gene Ontology annotation, biological process: Golgi to plasma membrane transport; exocytosis. The transcript has 2 exons.
AUGGCGGCCAACAGUGCAAAUGGCGGCUCGCGCAGUCGCAGCAUCCUGAGCGCCUUGGCGGCGACGGAGAUACUUGACGGCCAGUCAAAGCUGCCAGCAGAACUCCUAGUUGCCGUGCUCGACUAUCUACCCGUCGCCGAUCAGAUGCGAGUCGCUCGAACAUCCCGCCGUAUGCAAGACAUGGUAUACGAGGAUCCCCGGUGGGUGUCUCGCUUGAAGAGCAUGGGCUGCUGGGACGAGCGAGAAGCGAGACAGCGGUUCGAAGACGCCGUCCGUCGCCGCCGAGAGCAGGCCGCCACGCAGGCCGCCACGCAAAAUAGCGCCAACAAGCAGACAACCACCACCAUAUUCGACGCCUCGACCGAAGAACAACGGCGGAAACGAGCAACGUCGGAGCUGCGAGACGGCUUCGAGACCAUGACGGUCGGCGGGCCAGCCGCCAAUACCACCAGCCUCGAGGGACAGGCCACCUACCUCGAGGUCUUCAAGAACGCCAAGAGCAUCCGAGGCGGAGCCAGACAGGAAUACGGCAAGAUAUACGGCGCGCUGGCACCCUUCUACUUUGACAUUGUCAAGGCCAGGACGCACACGGAGCCCAUCGUCUUUAAAGCGUUCCGGGACCCCGAGACACAGGCGCAGAUGCUGGCCAACCUGCACAAGUUUGCCAUGAGCGACUGGUCAUCUGGAUGCAUGGCGCGAGAGGCCAAGCUAAACUCCAUGAUGACGAUUUUCGAAAGCGCCGUCAUGCGGGAAUUUGAGCAGGGCUACGAGUUCUGGGAUGUGGACGGUAGGAUGCGCCGUUUUGGACAUGUGCUGCACGCGCUCAAUGGAGCCACGAGCGCCAUUGACGUCUUUAUCCGCAAACAUCCCAUCCUCAACGAUACAGAUAUGAACUUUAACCCCAUAGAGUGCAUCAACCGCGGACAAGGGGCCGAUGAUGUGUCGCUCACGCCCUCGCAACAUUUUUUCGACAGGCUGCUGUUAAAAGUCAACGAGCAGGCCGGCGUGAUUGAGCGCAUCUUUCCCGACGCCGAGCACGUGUUUUGGGAGUUUGUGGACAAGGUCCGUGAAGACAUCAUCAUGGAGUACACUACGCCGUUGUUUGAUGAGAGCCAUGAACGGUCGCUGGGCAUGUACCUCAAGGCCGUGUCUGGCAUAUUUGAGCAGACUAUGCGCUUCUUCCGGUCGCUAAAACCGCCAGGCGCAAAAGAGGAAAAGAUUCGUGAGAUGGCCAAGGUGAUGGUGCUGCGGGUUUUUGAGCCGCAUCUCGACCUGUAUCUCCAGGAAGAGCUCGAGUACUUUACAAAACAGGCGGAAGAAUUCGUCUCGCUGUGGGAGAAGAAGCUCUCGGCGCAGGACUCAUCGCUCGAGUCGUACUACAUGUCCAACAUUAAUCGCUCCGCGGAAAAGAAAGACUUUCUGAGCUCCUUUCGCAAAGUCGUCAUGAUGCCUGUGACGGCGCUCCCCGGCAUGAGCUUCUCGUCGGGCUCGGCGGCGCCGUCGCGGCCAGAGACACCGAGUCUCGGCCGCAGCAGCCCGGUGCCCGGUGGCGGCAAGGCGCCGACGGACGAGCUCGCGGCCAAGGCGGCGCUGAUGGCGUCGAAACUCGAGGGCAUCAAGUCGCUGUGCAGCAUCGAGGUGGCAUUGAGCCUGGUGCAGGCGGCCAAGACGAGCCUGGGCCGGGCGGCGCUACUGGUGCCGCUGGGCGGGCAGGUGGGCGGCGAGGCCAAGGAGCAGUGCUCGACCAUUUUCGUCGUGCUGCUGCGGAUACUCGGCCAGCGACACGUCAAGCACGGCUUCGACCUGGCCGUCGGGCACCUGUCGGAGUACAACCCGAGAGAUGUAAGCCCUGGGAGCCACGAAAAGACGGGCAGCAGUGGUGGUGUGGCGCCGCUGGUCAUGUUUAUCGAGCUGGUCAAUGUUGGCGACCUCAUUUCGCAAAUGAUCGACGUGUUUUACGAGCAGCAGCUGGCGACGCCCAAGAUCGCGGAUCGCAACGACUUUCUCGAUCCGGCCAACAUGGCCAAGAAGAAGUUUGAGCAGAUGCUCGACGAAUCGGUCGCGGCGGGCCUCAACAAGGGCAUCGACGUGCUCAUGGACGAGGUCGAGUACCUGCAGGCGACGACGCAGGCGCCGACCGACUACAACCCGCUGCCGACGCCGCCGUCGGACAAGACGGCGAGCAUGCUCGGCGGGGGCCUGGACAUCGGCCCCAGCGGGACGGCGACGCGCAUCGUCGCGCUCGUGUCGGGCCACACGGGCAUGCUGGUCGGCACCACGGACAAGUCGAUGCUCGACGUCUUCAACGGCGAGGUCGGCCAGCGCCUGUUCACCGCCAUCUGCAAGCACCUCAAGCGGCAGCGCGUCAGCGUCGACGGCGCCGUGACGCUCAUUGCCGACAUGAAUCUGUACUUUGAGUACAUUCGUACGCUGCGCAUCCACGAUUUGCUGCCGUACUUUCGUGCGCUGCGCGAGCUCAGCCAGGUGUACCUGAUUGACCCGGCGCACGCCAAGGAGAUGGCGACGGUGAUUGCCGACGGGGACCGCUUCGGCGGCGUGUUUCGCGCCGAAGAGGUGUACGAGUAUGCGCAGCGCCGCGCGGACUGGUACCAGGUCCGCAAGGAUGUGGAGAGGGCCAUGUAUGGUUUGGAAUGCUGCGUCAUGUAG